Messenger RNA from Aspergillus steynii IBT 23096, 972 nucleotides. RefSeq lists its product as uncharacterized. The record is from RefSeq and is a predicted model, not a curated record. NCBI's taxonomy places the organism in Eukaryota, Fungi, Ascomycota, Eurotiomycetes, Eurotiales, Aspergillaceae. The coding region runs from base 361 to 810 and encodes 149 amino acids. The transcript is spliced from 3 exons.
GUCGGUCCUCGCAGACGGUGUAUUUCUCCGUAAUGCUGCACAUCCUCCCCGUGAGGAUUCUCUCCCUCUGCAAGUGAGCGAGUCGUUAUCAUGGCGGAGAUCACGUGGCGCAGCAUUGUCUGCCUGCCAGAUCUACUACUACGACGGACUGGCUGAGCCACCACGGCUUCAUCUUCUUCCACCCCCCUCCAAUUAAGUCUGUCCGGUCGGAUUCCCUCUUGAACCGGCUUUUUUUUUCCCGGGCAUUCGUUCCCGUGGGUUAAUUCUCGGGACCCUUUGAUUCCUUUGCAAGCGUUGUCUUGCUUGGGUCGUAACGAAUCGACAUCUACGGAAACCCUAGGUAGCUAGGCCCGGUACAAAAUGGGCUCUGCAUUCAGUUUUGCCAAGACCAUUGUCAUUCCCGCCGUCAUCUCCCUGGCGCUCUAUCUUCUCCUGUCGUUUUUGAUCAUCCCGGUCUUCCGUCGCUAUCAGCAGCGCUAUUCGCAAUAUCUCCCCUUGCACGCGAUUUCGGCGCAUACCUCCACACUCCGGGAUCGCAUCGCCGAUACGAUGAUGCGGUUCUUUCUGCCGGCAUCCUGGCGACAGCAGGCCCACUUCGAGGACCACAACGACAACAUCAGCAUACUCGACGAGGAGGGGGAGCUUAUGAUCGGCAUGGGUAUGGACCCCGCGAGAAGGGAGGCGCUGGAACGGCGGCGGAGUACGGCUGCCGAGCCUGAGAGCCGGCUCACGACGAGGACGAGACUCCAGGCAACCGCCGCUGAAAUGGCGUGUGUCACUGACUCACUUACCCACCCUGUGUAUAUAUAAUAUGUGUCUUUAGUUCGGUGUUUGGGUUGCAAACAAUAGACAGGCGACGCCUUCGAAUCUGCUCUCUUUAAUGCACAUCUGUACUCUGCGGGAUUUAUCAUUAAGUUCUUUUCUUGGCGGGUCCAGAGAUCCUGUACCUAUUUGCUACGAAAUAGGUAGGCA